AGACAGGGCCACACCUCGCGUCUCUAGGGAAGGCCACAGACCUCAGCUGUACGAGCGGAGCCUGGACUAGAGGAACUUUCCGCAGGACUAGGGGCACACAGCCCCAGGGCCACUACUGUCUGCGAGCCCGAGGCGCAGGGGAGCGCCAGCGGCUGCAGGUACGCUGCGCACCCGCAUUAGGGCCUGGGCGGUGCAGCGGCGGCAGGAGGGUCCUGGGAACCGCAGCCGCCGGGGCCAGUGUGUGAGCCGGCCGGCCCCGGCAAGCCGCAUCCCCCGGCCGCCCCUCGCAGCCCCUUGCUCCCUGGCAGCCGCCGCCGCCCUCAGGCAGCCCAGCCGGGCGCUCGCGGCAGGACCUCCCCGCCUCCCGCCUCGGCCCGGAACAUGGCUGCGAGCCCUGCCGCCACCCUCGCCUGGUCGCUACUGCUCCUCUCCUCAGCCCUGCUCCGCGAAGGCUGCCGAGCGCGCUUCGUCGCCGAGCCGGACUCGGAGGACGACGGAGAGGAGGCGGUGGUUUUCCCGGAGUCGCCCCUGCAGAGCCCCACGGUGCUCGUGGCGGUCCUCGCCCGCAACGCGGCGCACACGCUGCCGCACUUCCUCGGCUGCCUGGAGCGCCUGGACUACCCCAAGAGCAGGAUGGCCAUCUGGGCAGCCACUGAUCACAAUGUGGAUAAUACAACAGAAAUAUUCAGGGAGUGGUUGAAAAAUGUACAGAGACUCUACCACUAUGUGGAGUGGAGGCCUAUGGAUGAACCAGAGUCUUACCCUGAUGAAAUUGGACCAAAGCACUGGCCAACCUCCCGGUUUGCGCAUGUGAUGAAACUACGACAGGCAGCCCUUCGAACUGCGAGGGAAAAAUGGUCAGACUACAUUCUGUUCAUAGAUGUUGACAAUUUCCUGACUAAUCCACAGACCCUCAAUCUACUGAUUGCAGAAAACAAAACUAUUGUGGCCCCCAUGCUGGAGUCUCGGGGCCUGUAUUCUAAUUUCUGGUGCGGAAUCACCCCUAAGGGCUUCUAUAAGAGGACACCAGACUAUGUUCAGAUUCGAGAAUGGAAGAGGACAGGAUGCUUCCCCGUCCCCAUGGUCCACUCCACCUUCCUAAUUGACCUCAGGAAGGAGGCCUCGGACAAGCUGACUUUCUAUCCCCCACACCAGGACUACACCUGGACCUUUGAUGACAUCAUUGUCUUUGCCUUCUCCAGCAGGCAAGCAGGCAUCCAGAUGUACCUCUGCAACAGAGAGCACUAUGGCUACCUGCCCAUCCCCCUGAAGCCCCAUCAGACACUGCAGGAAGACAUCGAGAACCUCAUCCAUGUGCAGAUUGAAGCAAUGAUUGACCGUCCUCCAAUGGAACCCUCCCAGUAUGUCUCAGUUGUCCCUAAAUAUCCAGACAAGAUGGGAUUUGAUGAGAUUUUCAUGAUAAACCUCAAACGCAGAAAGGACAGGCGGGACCGGAUGCUGCGCACACUGUAUGAACAGGAGAUUGAGGUCAAGAUUGUUGAGGCUGUGGAUGGAAAGGCACUCAACACAAGCCAGCUGAAGGCACUGAAUAUUGAAAUGCUGCCUGGCUAUCGAGAUCCCUAUUCCUCCAGGCCUCUAACGAGGGGUGAAAUUGGCUGCUUUCUCAGCCACUACUCAGUCUGGAAAGAGGUAAUUGAUCGAGAGCUAGAAAAGACUCUUGUAAUUGAAGAUGAUGUGCGUUUUGAGCAUCAGUUUAAGAAGAAGCUGAUGAAGCUGAUGGAUGACAUUGACCAGGCUCAGCUGGACUGGGAACUGAUUUAUAUUGGUAGGAAGAGGAUGCAAGUAAAGGAGCCAGAGAAAGCAGUGCCCAAUGUGGCAAACCUGGUCGAAGCCGACUAUUCCUACUGGACCCUGGGCUAUGUCAUCUCUCUGGAAGGAGCACAGAAGCUGGUUGGAGCCAAUCCUUUUGGGAAGAUGCUGCCAGUGGAUGAGUUUCUGCCAAUCAUGUACAACAAGCAUCCUGUAGCCGAGUACAAGGAGUAUUAUGAAUCCAGGGACCUGAAAGCCUUCUCUGCAGAACCCUUGCUCAUCUACCCUACACACUACACAGGCCAGCCGGGGUACCUGAGUGACACGGAGACCUCCACCAUCUGGGACAAUGAGACAGUGGCCACCGACUGGGAUAGGACACAUGCCUGGAAGUCCCGGAAGCAAAGUCGCAUCUACAGCAAUGCCAAGAACACAGAGGCCCUGCCACCGCCAACCUCCCUGGACACUGUGCCUUCAAGGGAUGAGCUAUGAAGGCUCCCUAGGAGUGUGACCCACAUCAGUUCAACAUCCUCUGGUUUUUCUAAAGGGCUAUUUAUCUGUUUUGUUUUUAGUGGUCACAGUCAUCUAACCAAAGUGAUCUAAUGCGAUAGAUUGAAAUUAACAUAUUUUUGACCAUGGAAGGAAAUAAGGAAAUUCAACCCAAAUUUCCCAAGAUGGCUGAAAGACACGUUUUCUGGAAACUGUUAAGAUAAACUGUAAUCCAGACACCUAAUUCUUCAGUUCACUCCCCAUGUGAUACUGAUUCCCACAUUAAGGUUGAACAACAUGGCUCAGAGUCUUGUUCCAGAGAAAGUGAUCACCAAGCUGUCCCAUCAGCAAAUAGGUAGUCAAGGCAGCCAGGCCAACUAGACUUAUUGGUCUAGUUGGUCCAUUUUAUGUGACAGAUGUGACCUUGAAAACUCCAAACCAACUGGACAACCUUCAUUGGUCUAGUUUGUCCGUUUUGUAUGACAUUGAAAACUUGUGUAUGCAACGUUUGGGAGACAGGAAUCAAUCACUUAAAAUCAUAUUUAUUUGGCUUUUUAUUUAAAGGAUUCUGUCACAAGUCUUAUUGAAAAGUAGAUUUUUUUAAAAAAGUCUUAGUCCCUGUUAUCCAGUAGGGAUGGGUAUUUGGGUCUGGCUGAGACUUGGCCUGUGACCAUCAUGGCAGUUGGAGCUCUCAUAUAGAGGUGACCAGUUUGCCAUGUGGAUAUAAUUUAGUAGAUUUGACAGUUUGUGUAGGUAUUUGAGGGAAAAACUCAACGUUUGGCUUUUUUAUUAUGGCCACUUGAGUCAGGAUGCUCUAUUUAUAAAGAUAAAUGUAAUAUAUAAAGGGUGAGGACUGGCUGUGCAUCCUGCCCUGUCCUGGGUUUGCAUGCUGCUACAGAGCUUCAUGCUCUCCGCUCCACCCCUUAGCCUGGGAACCCACCGCAGGUGUGAGUUCUGUGAGUCACUGCUAAGAGACAGAGCACAGUUUCAGGCCAGCAACUAUCCUUGCCAGGGUUUUUUCAUUAUAUUUUGAAUUAUUUAUUUUACAAAAUGGGCGAAGACAUUGUCUUUAGGAUAAGGCAGAGAAACAGAUGUUGCAGACUUCCACCGCACCCGGGGGAGUGGUGGGUGUGGACACACUGGUUCGGCAAUCUGAUUCUCCUGAAUUUCCCAGCCAGGCUCUUGUAGGGAGGCCUGUGGAUGGGGGAUUUGAACUAUUUGGAAACAAAUGAUUCUCUAUCUCAGGUGAGAAACCUGGUCAGAAACAAACAACUGAUUUAGGCCAGCAACCAGGGAAGCUUUUAGAAUCCCGGGCAGACACCCUUUCUCAAAAGAUAACCCCUAAGAGUCCUUUCUGCUUUCUUUACAGAUUGAUUUUAUGUAAAAUGCAGAGUUGGACUACAUGAUUUCUUCCCACUCCACAAUCUGUCAUCCUAGUAUAGAUCAUGGUGGUUUCCAUCAAGUUUAUGUUCUCAUAAACUUGUCUGUAAAUUUUUGUCUCCAGAAAAACCCUCCCAGGCAUCCCAUACCAGCGCCGUUCCUCAUCAGUGUCCGUGCACCAUGCAGCCAUAUAGGGGGGCCGUGCACACCCCAAACCCUGAGCUUCACACUUAACUCAUGGGGAGGGCCCUUCAGAGCAGAGUCCACAGGCGGGUGGUGCUACAUACACAAGCUUAGUAUACGAGUGUAAGAUACACUUUAAGCCAGACACCUAAUUCUUCAGUUCACUGCCCAUGUGAUACUGAUUCCCACAUUAAAGUUGAACAGCAUGGCUCAGAGUCUAGAGAAAGUGAUCACCAAGCUGUCCCAUCAACAAAUAGGUAGUCAAGACAGCCAGGCAGCCUCACCGCCCCAGGUGAGGGGCGGGUCCCCAGUUUAGGACAAUAGGCAGCUUGCCUUCCACCAGACGCCAGCCUCGGCCUUCCUUCCCGACUCACCGUGGGUACCCUUCUACACUGACCAGCAAGCUAGGCCGCUGGAGGAAAGGGAACUCACCCAACUCUAAAUUGUGCCACUUAGACUUAGCUGUCAGUGUGACUUCCUUUCCCACCCCCUCCCCCAGAAAAACAGAAAGCAUCUGGGGAGCGAGUGAAAAUUCCUUAGGUGAUUCCUAAGAUUUCCUUGGGUAUCUGAUUUUUGUUUUCAUAUUUGAGUGUGUGCAUGUGUGCGUGACUUUAAUGAUUUUUUUUAACGGGGUGGGAGGUGGCUGGGGUGCUGGGGUUGAAGGAAGUUUGGGUUGAUUUUUGUGGUGUUUUGUUUAAUAGAGGUUUUUUUUUUUGGUUUUUUUUUUUUCCUGUUCCCGUCAGCCGGUCUGACAGAUUUAAGAACUCUCAUUCUUAAAAGACAUUGGACUUAAAUUCUAGCAUGUUAGACUAGGACUGUUCUACUGUGAAGAAAGUUCUGUCUCCUUUAGCCCAGUUUGUUUCUCCCUGCUCAGGUCUAGAAUCCCAAGCAGUGUUCUUUUCUGGUGAACAUUGUGAGCUGCAGAUGCGACUUUUUUUUUUUAAAGUCAUCUCUUCAGCAAUCCAGAGGUUCCUUGACCUCAUUAUUUGUCGUAUCUCUCCCUUACAGUCCUAAGCCAAGACGUUUGACCUUUGCAGUGUCAUGUGAGGCCGUCAGUAUAGAGGCCUUUGCAUCUGGCCCUGGCACCCGCUCUCUGCCUCUGGAGGCUAAACCCUGUCUGGAUUUCUUUUGGGAUCUAACGUGGGAUCUUCUGGACAGACAACCGUGACAUCAGCAGUGCUGGUGCUGCUGUGUGUGGACUGAACACUUGCACUUUGCAGGGGACACACUGCGUGGUCCCCGCUUGCGGUUCACUCAGGCCUGCUGCAGGAGCUCUGGAGAACAAGAAAGAGCGGACACCCGGCCCCCUGCAUCAUCUGUCUUGCGUGCUAUUUCAGAGUGGGGAAGUGAUAAACUAUUUACCUUCUGGAGCUCUUUGUGAAAAAUUAAAAAAAAAAAAAAACUUAGCUCAAAGAUAUGAUUGUCAAUUGCUUCCGCAGGCACUGAUCAACGGCCAGCGCUGCAGAGAUUCCCAGGUCUGCCCUUGACCAAGGAUGUCGGGGUCAGGGGGAACCAUCACUGCUAUGUGAUCCCCAUGGCAAAUGAGGGGAGGGUGGUUGCUGCCCUUCCUGUGCAGUGAGAGUUGUCUUAAACUGAUGGGUACUGUUAUAUAAGCUGAAAAGGAUUCCAAGGUACAGAAAGAUGGAAGCGAGCCCCCAGUGGGAGGGAGUGGAGGUGUCCAUCUUGCAUUUUGUGCUACAGGUCAGUCUAUCCAUUCAUCAAAAGAUACUGAGAUACUGUGAUACCAGUCCAAGGCCAAAGAGCUUUUUCCUGUGGAAAAAUAACAACAGCAACAAAAAGAAAAUCCUUGUUGAUCUCAGUGUCUGCUUGAAUUUUUAGAUCAAGCUUACCCCAAAUCUCAAACACCAAGCUGUGAACACUGCCUUGCCACAGGCUUUGUGCUGGGCACUGAGACGCUCAGAGGAGUAGGUAAGGUCUCUACUGCUGUGUGGGGCCCACAGUCCAAUGGAGGAGCAACAUAAAGCAGGUGGCUGCCAAACAGGAUGGCUUUAUUUCAGAGAUGAACAAAAUGGGCGGAGGAGGACUGUCAGGGCAGCUCUGCUGGGAAGGUGACAUUUGGGUUGGGUUUUGGAGGAUGAAUUGGAGUUCAGAAGAGGGAGGAGGGUUGGGCACAGUGGGUGGAGAUGGUGUCCAGGCAUUGCCUGGCAGGACUAUGAAAGGGCUUAAGUGGGAUUCAUGGGAACUCGGUAGGGCAGAAGAGUUAGGCAUGCGUUGGGGUUGAUAACAAACAAGACUGAGACACAAUCAUGCUGGCAAGGCAAGUUGGCUGCCUCCCUCUUAGGGCUGUCUCAUCAUAAGCACAGAGCCCAGCGUUUCUGGGAGAAUUCUAAGUUUGGUUACCAUCUUGACAGAUAAUACAGAGGCUUCCAGUAAAAUGUUGAUGUUCAAAACAAGAAAUGUUCCCACUCAGCUACAAAUUUGGAAAUCUUAUGGUUUUUCCCUUAUGAUUGGAGCAAAUCCCUCCUGCUAGUAACUAUAAAAUAAAGAUGCAUCUUCCCAGGAGGCUUUCUAUAAUGUGCUUUUGAGACAUUCUCGCCAGCUAAACAGAGGAAAGAAAUGAUCCAGAAGUGAUCUCCCUGACAGAAGUUAAUUCACUAAGGAGUUAAAUAAUGACAAAGUAAAGUUAAAAUGAGGCUGGCUAUAUGAGAAGAAAAUAGCAUGUAAGGGGUGACACGUUCUGAAAACUAAGAGCAGACAGCUUUGGAAAUAAUUAUCACGCCCACAUGAUGUUUUGUGGUGAUGUUUAUUAUUUCAGGGGAACCUGCUGUCCCUAAAUUAAAUGCAGCUGAGGGAGGAGGGCCAGCAGGAGAGGAGGGGCGUACGAGGGGCUUCCCUGUGAGCCCGCGACCCUAAGUCAGUGUAGGGCAGCUGAGACAAGAACCAAAGUCUGGACAAUGUCCUUUUGUGCCUGCUUGGAGAAGAGAGAAGUAAUGAUGGUAGAUUUUAGUACAUUAUAUUACAAAAGAUUACGUGAAAAAUGGUGCUCCCUCUUAUCCCAGGGACAGAGCAAGAGGAGUUUAGGUGAGCUUUCAGGAAGAAUUGUCAGACACUGGGGUUCCAAGAUAAGUGGUGGAAUGGCUCCAUUAAACUUUGUUGUUGGGCAAAAGAAUGGCUUCCUUUCUGCUCUGUGAAUUACCGAAAUGCCCUAGUAUUUUGCUUCUACCCAUGGAUGUGCUAAUAUGUGAGCUGAUCUUUGUUCAGUAGCCCCUGUGACACCAGCUGUGUUGCUUCCAACCCAAAGCCAUCCAUCCUCCCAUCUGCCCUCAAAAAGAGUGGAAAGAAUGAAGAAUCGUCUCUGAGGAUUGCCUUGUCUUUAUUUUGAAUUUAUGGAGUUUCUUUUUAUGCCCCUCCCUGUAGUUCUCCAGCCUGGCUUCUCUGGAACGAGUGCUUUAGUAAACUUACCAUGUCUGAGCAAUCCUAGGGCCCACAGAGCACUAGCUCUGCCCCCAUGGACCUGGCAAGGCUUUGCUGGGGGUUUCCCAUUCCAGGGGUGGCUGGGUGGAUGUCUGGGCUCUUCCUGGUGGGGGAAUUUGAUUUUCAAAGUGGAGUGGGCAGCUCUCUCUCUCUCUGUUCUUAGAUGCUUGGAAAUUAAUCAGCGACAGUUUCCUCUCCCAAAAGGAAAUGAGAAGUUUGGAACAGACCCCCAGACAGGAGUUGAGUUGUCCAGGCAUUUUGAUGGUGUGGCCUGAAGGGCUUUAACUGCUUUUAAAAAUUGGUAGCAUAAAUUGUGAAGACUUGAAGGGGAUGAUAUUGUUACUCAGGCCUAGCUCAGGGGAGGAAACCAUGAGCAGAGUUGAGUGCAAGGGACAGAGUGGUGCAAGCCUGUUGAGAAUCUGAGGGGAGAGGAAAGAGGCAGCUUCCAGAGCACCACACAUGGAGCAAAGUCCUGCUGCUCAGAGCAGAGUCCGGGAGAGAAGUGCAAGGAGCGGGGAGAAGAGACUAAUGCAAGCCCAUUGCUGGAGACAGUGAUGCCAGUGCACAGGCCAAGAAAGAGGAGAGGGAACCAAUGGGGAAAAUAGUGUGGUAGGAGGGACGCUUCAAAUGGAAGUGGUAACAGCCUUGUCCUUAGAGUUUUAUCCUUUUAAGUCUGCAACUAUGGGAGAGAUUGAGUUGGUGUUGAGUUGAACUGCUUGCAAAGGAACAAGUGAAAUGUCCAGUGCCCCCAAUGCUUGGGGAAGAGCAAUAACUCACAAUCAAGCAUCUCCAUUGUCCCUGGACAGGGCCUCUGGAACCAGAGCCGAGAACCUCUUCCUGUAGGAAAGACACAGGGACUGUGGACAGACACAGGAGGGAGUACCCAGGAGCAGGGAGCAGAGUUUCUGGCGAGAAAAAUCCACCCAAGAAGGUGGGGACUCAUGGGAAUUUCUGCCAGCUCUGUGUGGUGGCCGAUCUCUCAGGCCCCGAGAGGGACACUCCGGCCCAGGGCUGCUUGACAUCAGCCAGCCUCUCCUGUCACAGUCCGUCCAGCGUGAGUGCACACUGCAAAGCCUGCAGGCCGGCCAGGGAGGCUGCACUGGGCCCACAUCCCCGUCUCUGUGAGCCUUUUUUAGACCCCAGCCGUGGAACAAGCUGCAGGAGCCCUGGACGCCCUCCAACUCCAUGAGUCAGUCUCUCCCCAGAGCAGCAGCAGGCUUAGCUUUUCGCAGGGUGCUGUUCCACACAUGGAAGCCCCACCUCUAAGAGUUUCACGUCUGGACCAUUUGGCUCAUCCGGGGAGGAGGUCGGAGGGCUUCUUUGAAGACAUGACUUCCCUUAGGCCAGAAGCUUCUCAGCAAUAACAGCAGCUAACUCUUGUAUCAUGCACCAAAGUGAACCGCACUUUCCCUACGUGUGCUGUGUAGUUUAACACAGCAUGAACCUCAAGAAUCCCUAUCUUUCAGAUAAGACAAAGAGCUAAGGGAAGCAACUUGCCUAAGGUAGUAAGUGGCCUGGGACUCAGACCAAAGCGGUCAGAUCUCACCAAACUGCACCCACUUCCAAGCUGCUGGGGGAUAAUCUGUCUCAUUUCUUGUUUUCUCAGUAACAUUUAAUGUUCUAAUCUCUCGUUCUUGCACUCUGUCUCACCAUACACACACACACACACACAGCCUGAUACAUAAAGCUGGCACUUCUAACCCAUGUCUGUCUCCCCUAUGAAACCUCAUAUACUGAUUAUUCAGCUGGUCAUACUGCAAACUCUCAGAUAACAUAUUGCUGCAGACUUGGAUGUUAGAUACUGAAUAAACGAGGAUCAGAAAUCGAUGUCAAGGGGCAAGCUAACAGUCUCAUUUAGAAUGCUUCUCCCAUUUCAAAACUGGUGCCUUGAUUUUUUUUUUUUUAUGGCAGGAACAAUUCAGAAACAGCUUAAAUCAUUCAGUCUUCUUUUUUUUUUUUUUAACUUGCUGUACUGGUAACCUUUUUCGUUCUUGUGUAAGAAACUGGAACUGUAGCACAUAAUGAUGCUUUGCUAUGAAAUCAUGGUAGGAAUAAAAUGAUUUCUUCUGAGAAGCCUGUGUUAAAGCACUUGGCUACUGAUAGCUGGCUUACAGGGAGGCUGAUCCAGGAGGUCUUAAAACUGGCUCUUCUGAAUGCCACUCAAGCCCCAGUCCCAUCCGCUCCUCCUUUGUUAACUCCUGUCAGUUGGUGCCUUUCCUAGGAGUUUCUCCCGCUGCAGCCACCCCCGGGGAACAUCCGAGACUACAGAUCAGAAAUGGAUUCCAAUCCAGCUGGGGUGCUAACUCACAAUAAUCAUCUUUAUGGCCAUUUCCUCAUCUGUGGGAUGGAAAUGAUGCUCAGGAUAGUAGGUGGCAGUGCUCUGACCCUCAGUAGAAUGUUCCUCAGACACUUCAAAGAACCAACCAGGUGCCCAGCUGACCAAGAUAGUUUGUGGGAAUUCAUGUGACUGGAAGGCUGGGGAUGGAGCCCACAGAUCCCAGGGAUUCUCUCCAGCUCCAUGAGGCUGUGGAAGUGUCUGUCAGGAGAGCCUCCUCCAUUCAGUGCCUGGCCCAGUGUGAUAUGCUCAGAGUGGAGUUGGAUGAUCCAGAGCUCUGUCCCUAAAACUUGGGCAACUUAACUGUUCUGUGUCUCAGCCCCAUAUCUAUAAUACGAGGCCACUGACUACAUGAUUUGUAAGGUGCUUUCAAACUCUUAAGAAAACAUUACAUACAUUAGAUUCCUUGAAAUUUUAAAUAAGAAACUUGCUUCCACAAAUGUUUCUGGGUAGAGAUGUUGAGAAACCACACCCAAUAAUGGUUGCCAAAUUGUGAGUCUAAAAUAAUUAAAUUUGCCUGGCUCCUAUUUGAUCUGUUGGGUUUUGUGUAAAUACUUUACAUUUCCUAGGUUUCUUUUUUUAACCUGACUUAUAACUACAUCUAUAAAGUAGCUCCUAGUGUCAUCAAAGUAGGAACCACAUCAGAAGAAAAUAAAUUGUUGGUGAGUGACUGUCUGUUAAAAAUUAAAAAUAAAUUAGAUCAGCUGGGUGCGGUGGCUCAUGCCUGUAAUCCCAGCACUUUGGGAGGCCAAGGCAGGCAGAUCGCUUUGAGCUCAGGAGUUCGAGACCAGCCUGGGCAUCAUGGCAAGACCCUAUC
Pongo pygmaeus (Bornean orangutan) is the source of this 10409-nucleotide messenger RNA. RefSeq names its product collagen beta(1-O)galactosyltransferase 2 (gene COLGALT2). Lineage: Eukaryota; Metazoa; Chordata; Mammalia; Primates; Hominidae. Gene Ontology annotation, molecular function: procollagen galactosyltransferase activity. The record is from RefSeq and is a predicted model, not a curated record. Bases 382 to 2262 code for a protein of 626 amino acids. The transcript has 12 exons.